Bactrocera tryoni is the source of this 4532-nucleotide messenger RNA. RefSeq names its product high affinity cationic amino acid transporter 1. The record is from RefSeq and is a predicted model, not a curated record. The transcript is spliced from 14 exons. Gene Ontology annotation, cellular component: plasma membrane. NCBI's taxonomy places the organism in Eukaryota, Metazoa, Arthropoda, Insecta, Diptera, Tephritidae. Gene Ontology annotation, biological process: transmembrane transport; amino acid transport. The coding region runs from base 1756 to 4125 and encodes 789 amino acids. Gene Ontology annotation, molecular function: amino acid transmembrane transporter activity.
UUGCAUAGUCCAUAUGUGAAUGUGAUAAUAUUAAAUGCAAAAAUAUUUGGCCGUCGAAAGCAAUUAAGGCUCAUAAAAUAUGGCAAGCAACUGACUGCUCAUAUACAUACACACACACAUAUUACGGCGCAUAUGUAUGUGCUUUUGUUUUUGUAAUGGCUUGUAUUUAAGGCUCGAGUACUUCGUCGUUUUAGUUCGGCUGUCAAAAUGUUGUGCGUGUGUUGAACGAUGCGUUGGAGCUUUUGCCACAGCCGAGCAAGGACUCUUUAGAGUGUGAAUUGAGCGGCUCAUGAGGUUGUUUGUAAAGAAAAGAGAGCGCGUAGUGUGCCUUUGUGUGUGUGUAGGUGAAGUUUUCGACAUAUACACAACGGUAAAUUGCAAUCAUUCAUGGCGACCGUUCAGUCAGUGCGCUAAUAGACACCAACCAAAUGGCCAGAUUUGACAACGACCAAUUCACACAUUCGAGUUGUUGAAAAAUAUAGAAACAGCAGACACCAGAAACGGUUAGACAAUUAGCUGGUGUAUACGGCAUGCGAGAGUGUGUGUGUUUAUGUAUUUUUUGGAGUAUUUCUACGCUUUUUAAACGACGUUGCGAAAAAAAAACUUAUGCAACUGUCGAGUCCGCCGGAAAUAUAAAUUCGUCCAAUAAGAAAACUAAACUAAAUAAAGUGAAAUAAAAUUAAACAAUUAACGCCCAUAAAGUGACUGAUAUUUCGUUCCUUUCACCGUAUUUUAGCAGUUUAAUUUCAUUUUAAAUUGUCUCUGUAUGCAUGUAAGUCAAGCACGGGGACGCUUUUUUCAUGUCAAUUGCCUGUUUCACAUUUUACAUGCAGACGCGCACAGUCACAGGAAAGAAAAUAGCAAAAUUGUCAUUGGGAAUGGGCGUCGAAAUGUGAAAUGAUUAAUUUAAGGCUCAAAAAAGCCAACGAAUGCUAUAACCGAAACCACAACAACAACAAUAACAAUAACAAAAGCAACGCCAAGCACAGCUGCAGUAGUCGAAACAAGAGUAGCAGUAGCAACAGCAGCUCAAAGCAACAACAAAUCCAACGUCGUUGUCAUUGUCACUGUCGCUGUCAUCGUCACUGCCGUCGUCGCAGUCACAGCUGUAGUCAUCGUCGUCGUCGUAGUAGUGUUGGCCCAAGUGCUGGUGGAGAACUGUUGAAUACGGCCAAUGACGUCGCCAGCUGCACAUAAAAUCAAUUGAAAUCACAUAUACGCGCGCACACAUAGGGCCUUGUCGGCCAGGCAUAGACGGGUGGAAAGAAGCCAGUCACACAACUGUUAAGGACGUCCAGCGCAGGCGGGGAAGCUGCAAGUGAAACGCCCAGCAAGUCAAGCAGGAUAUUGCAAGAGCGUACCUAUAUAAUAGCAAAGGCAGUGCUGCAGACCACAGAAGCAGUUGAGUAGGUGGCAGUGAUAAAAUAGCGCAAAGCAGCCGUAGGUGCAGCGGGGCGCAGCGCAGUAUUCGUGUUCGCGUAACAGCAGUGAAAGCUAUUCGAAAGUGUAGGAAAAGUCGUAAAAAUACCAACGUGAAAAUAGCGCAAAAGCUGGUGACUUGCUGUGAGACCCGCACGCAACAGCGCGCACCACUCCCGCGGAGAGGUUUGUGGUGGCAACUCGCGAAGCGCAAGAACAAAGCAUAACAACAGCAAAAACAAGGCGGAGGUGGAGGCAGUGCCAGCCGUGGUAACUGCAGCAGCCACAGCGCGAUAAAGCAAUAAAAGCACAUUCCGACAGGCCACAAGCGCAACAAUGAAGCCAUCGGAUUUGCUGCAAUUAACGGAAAGGAUCAAAUUUAAGAUUCCUUUACCGCCCGGUGUCACAACAACAACUCUAAUACCAAAGCUAAUACGCACCAAAGAUGUGAAGCAGCUGCAGGAUGGCAGUGCGCAGCCAACAAUGCCCAAAUUAACGAAAUGCCUCAACACAUUGGACUUAACAUCGCUGGGCGUUGGCUCAUGUUGCGGCACUGGUAUGUACCUGGUUGCGGGUAUGGUGGCGAAAAAUCUCGCCGGACCCGGUGUGAUCAUUAGUUUUAUCAUUGCAGCGGUGGCAAGCAUUUUUUCCGGUGCCUGCUAUGCCGAGUUCGGCGUACGCGUGCCACACACUUCCGGUUCAGCUUAUAUGUACUCAUAUGUAGCGGUGGGCGAGUUUGUAGCGUUCAUCAUUGGCUGGAACAUGAUAUUGGAAUAUUUAAUAGGAACAAGUGCCUGUGCGUGUGCUUUAAGUUCGAGUUUCGAUUCGCUAACCGGCGGCGCAAUAGCGAACGGAAUCGGCGAUACAGUCGGCACCAUAUUCGGUAAGCCACCCGAUUUUAUAGCAUUCGGCAUAGCGUUGAUUAUGACCUGCGUAUUGGCGAUGGGGGCGAGUAAAUCGGUGAUAUUCAAUCAUACAUUGAAUGCCAUAAAUCUCGCGACAUGGGUAUUCGUGAUGGCAGCCGGUUUAUUUUAUGUUGACACCAGCACUUGGACGGAGCAUCAAGGCUUCUUGCCAUAUGGCUGGAGUGGUGUGUUCUCGGGUGCUGCGACCUGCUUUUAUGCUUUCAUCGGUUUCGAUAUUAUAGCCACCACCGGUGAGGAGGCGCACAACCCGCAGAAGAGCAUACCGAAAGCUAUUGUUGGCUCACUAGUGAUCGUUCUGUUUGCGUAUGUGAGCGUUAGUUUAGUCUUAACACUAGUUGUGCCCUACGACCACAUUAGCGCCGGCGCGGCGUUGGUGCAAAUGUGGUCUUACGUGGGCGCACCGAAAUGUCGCGCCAUUGUCGCUGUGGGCGCCACCGCUGGGCUAUCCGUGGCAAUGUUCGGCUCCAUGUUUCCAAUGCCACGCGUGAUUUAUGCAAUGGCGCAAGAUGGGCUCAUAUUCAGGCAACUCUCACAACUGUGGCAACGCACGAAUGUGCCGGGUUUGGCGACCAUUGGUAGCGGUAUUGCAGCUGCGCUAGUUGCGCUCACGGUGCGUUUGGAGAUACUCGUUGAAAUGAUGUCCAUCGGCACACUGCUCGCCUACACGCUGGUCUCCACCUGCGUGCUGGUGUUGCGCUACCAACCGCACAGCACGUCGCUGGUUGAGCUGCUGCCGGCACAGCUGCGCACACCGCUGGCGCCGGGCACGGCAACGGAUCCGAGCGCUACCACCGCCGAAGUGUUGCCGUCGAACAAAUUAACAAUAAAACGCGUUACGCGUGGCAUGUCCGAUUCGGAUGACUCGUUCAUCGAUGAGAGUCCAGAGGGCUACCUAGGACGCGAUGAUCAAUUUCUCGUGUCCGAUCGUUCGGAGAACAAAUUCUAUGGUAGUGUGCAUGGCGCGCCAACUGGACCGACCGGCCAAGCAACCGCCUUCGAUACAAUGGGUCUAAAUUUCGUAUCGCGCAAAAUACACGAUUAUGCGUACCUAUGUCCCGGCUUCUUUCCAUGGAUCAAUCCCGGCCAAGCCACAGCGGAAAGUGGCAUGUAUGUCACGAAACUUGUUGGAAUCAUGUUCGGUCUCAUAUUCUUCUUGGAUCUGUUUGCGGCCAUUGGCUGGUCCGGUGGCUUCGCCGCAUUCAUUUAUUUCAUUUUGUUCAUUGGCAUAUUUGUGAUACUAUUAAUUAUAUCAAGACAACCACAAAAUAGAUAUGCGCUCGCAUUCCUAACGCCGGGACUUCCAUUUAUUCCAACAAUUGCCAUAACCGUUAAUAUUUAUUUAAUAUUUAAAUUAAGCAUACUCACCUUAGUUAGAUUCACCAUCUGGAUGACUCUGGGCUUCAUCAUGUACUUCUACUAUGGCAUAACGCAUAGCACACUCGAACAGACGACUGAUGAGAUAGAACUGCAUGUCGAUAAGGACUAUAGUAAAAAUGUUGAGGAGAAGGCCGUGUGGGAUCAGCCAACGUAUAUGAAUCAAAGCAAUGAGCCUGUUUGGGCUACAAAGGAUACACGGGCAAAACAGACCACAGCAACUACAAAACGCUCCAACACAAAUUAUUCCAAAGCAACUGAAAGCAAUUCUUCAAAACAACCACAAACAAAAAAUUCCACUAGUACAAGAAAUACAACAGCGAAUUCCACAACAGCAACAACAGGCAGCGAUGGCAAAUUCACCAUGUUCAUCGAUGAGACGCAAUUCCCCACGUGGGAUGAUUAAAAGUAGCAGGCAAAAGUAAAAACUAAAUGUAUUUAAUUAGAAAUAUUCCAACUAAACGAAAAUUAAAAUAAUUAACAAAAGUUCGAAAGAUUUAUGAAGGAGAAAAAUGCACUAGGUCUGUAUUAUACACGCGUAAACAAUAAGAAUGAGUUAAAAAAAAAUACUAAAAGUAAAAAAAUUUAGUAAAAAGUUAUUAAUACUUGAAAAUUGUUAUGAUAUUAAAGAAAUUAGUAAAAACUAAAUGAAAACAAAUAUAUGCAAUGAGUGCGAUUUCAGUUUUCGAUUGUGAACAAAAAAAAACAAUUUUUGUGAUUCCUUUUUCGAGUUCUUAACGCAGGAACUUUAAGUUACAUAAAUGUAUAUAGCGUCAAGUAAUUUACAAUAACAAAAAAUUUAAAAUUAUAUUA